UUAACAUAACGUAUAUAUUGUUGUAAUAUAGUAUAAUAAUAUAAAUUUAUGUACAAAACUGGGCUCUAGUUUUUGUGCGGGCCACAUGGUUUCUGUUGAACGUGUUAAAUAUUUUUUCCUACCAUCUUAUUUCUAUGUAUCGUUAAAUCACUUUUUCCUAUAUACGAUUAUAAUUGUUUUUAUUUAUUUAUUAUGUAUGAACUUUAGAACGGCACAAUAUGUGUACAACAUAAGUGGAGGGUGCCAGUUGUAUUUCGGCGACGCGGCCAGGCCCCGAUUAUGUUACAACUGCGGUGGAGCGGGGCACUUGGCUCGGGACUGCACCCGGCAGAGAAGUCGAGAAGACAAUCGUGGGAGGAGGAGCGGUAGGGGUGGCGCGGGUAGGGGCGGUGGUCGGCCUGGUCGGGGAAACCGACGUGGUGGCCGUGGGGCCCGCGGCCGCACGAACACCGACCGAGAGCGGGACCGGAGCUUGAGACGUAGCGGUGGAUCGAGCAACGGCGGUAGCAGGGAACGCUCGUUUUCCCUGCCGCUCUCCACGCUGCGUAUCCGCUCACGGUCCCGCUCCCGGUUGUCAAGGUGUUCGGGGACGUCGGACCGCACCCUGACCCAGGACGAACGGGCAGCACGCGAACUACAUUCCGGGCCAACCCCCCGCAGUACGGCCACAAAGGCAAGUAUAUUUUGUAUAGUUAAAAUGGCUCUUGAUAAUAAUAUAAUAUAAUCUUAAAUAUAAAUAAACCCAUUAAUUUCAGGAGAUCCAUGGGGGCGGUGGGCCGACGUCAGCGACUGAAGACGUAAGAAUAUUAUUUUUAGUGUAUAAAAAAGAAUAAUUAAAUCUAAUUGAGCGCAUUAUUUUCAGGCGAUUGCAGAACAACUGCCACCGGCCAACAGUAAGUUUUUACAGGAACAUUCUUUACUCUGGAAAUUUUGAUAAUACUUUUCAAUUGUUUUGUUUUUUUUCAGCUGAAUAAUAAACUAAUGAAUUAUUAUCAAAAGACAUGUGUUUUUCUCUAAUUUAUGUUCCUUUUCAACUGGGUAUUUUUUAUUUUUUUUUUUUAUUGGGUAUUUUGUAAUUUCCAUAUUUUGUGUGCGUGGUAAGAAUGGAAUUUAAAUUUUCAUCAGUUAUUUAUGUAUUCAUACAAUAGAACAACAAUUAGAAAUUAAAAAUCUGGUGUGUAGUAGUGAACCAUCAUCGAAUACGGUAUUAUGGUAGGCCAGUCAAUGAAAUACGAUAGUAUAAUUGAAUAUAUUACAUACAGUGUUGGAAUCUAAAGUCAGACAAUAUUCUAAGGUUCAGUGAAAUAAAUGAAAAUACAAAAUACCUAAGAGUUUGAGUGGUUUGUACGAAGAUGUACAUGUAACAAUUAGCUGUAGAACUUGACAACUGCUAUUUACUUUUUAUAAACUGAGUAAUAACACUUAGUGUGUAUUAUUUCUAGUAAGAUAUCUACUAUGCCCCAUGAGUAUUCCAU
Molecule: messenger RNA, 1475 nt
Organism: Myzus persicae (green peach aphid)
Lineage: Eukaryota; Metazoa; Arthropoda; Insecta; Hemiptera; Aphididae
Product: serine/arginine-rich splicing factor 7-like
Exons: 4
Coding region: 86-724 (212 amino acids)
Molecular function (GO): nucleic acid binding; zinc ion binding
Source: RefSeq, a predicted model, not a curated record